UUUUCGCGCGCUCCCCACUGGAUUGCUUUUGGAAGAUAAAGCGAAUAACAGGAACUAUGUUUUAAAAGUGUAUUCCUUUUUACUGCAAAGAUUUGCGUGCGCUUUGUCAAACAUGGCCGGCCCGCCUUCUCCUGUUUACUUAGAUGGAAUUUUAGUCGAAGACUUGCAGUUUAUAACCGAGACGGACUUGGCUGUUUACUUUGGGAUGUACAGCUACAACGGAAAAGUCUCAGGGACGGUUACGACGGACGCAGCUAUUGAGCCGUAUCCUGAGCGCCUUUGCAAGCACUGGAAGCCGCAAGUUGAUGCAUUAAAGCGAAGCGUUGAGGAGGUUUUAGAGAAACAUAAACCAGCAGACGACUUUCUUGCUUGUCCAGAUUUAGUGUUUAAAUCUUCCCUGCAAGAGAAAAUUAUAUUCGCACUCAUAUCACUGAUAUUUUCCUCCUGGAUUUACUUUUUGAUGGGUUCAGCUGUUACUAAGCUUUAACAUGCACGAAAUUCAGCUGCCUACUACGCA
Molecule: messenger RNA, 517 nt
Organism: Zophobas morio
Lineage: Eukaryota; Metazoa; Arthropoda; Insecta; Coleoptera; Tenebrionidae
Exons: 4
Coding region: 113-487 (124 amino acids)
Source: RefSeq, a predicted model, not a curated record